Messenger RNA from Ooceraea biroi (clonal raider ant), 8364 nucleotides. RefSeq names its product SUN domain-containing ossification factor. Gene Ontology annotation, biological process: protein folding in endoplasmic reticulum. NCBI's taxonomy places the organism in Eukaryota, Metazoa, Arthropoda, Insecta, Hymenoptera, Formicidae. The record is from RefSeq and is a predicted model, not a curated record. Gene Ontology annotation, cellular component: cytoplasm; membrane.
GUCUAGUCACGAUACUUUUUCCGUGGGCGCGUGCAUGCGUGCGUGCGUUCCGUGCCCGUAAUGUCGUUUUUCCGCGUGGAAAUCUGCACGCGUGCCGGUAAUGAUGAAUCAGAGGGACGUCGCGCAUCCCGCGAACGCUGAAUUUCUCGUGCCUGGAUGAGUCGCGAAUCGUGAUUCCGCAUUUCCGCGCCGGAAGCUUCGCGCUGAUUACACCACGUCAGUUACUCCGACUCCGGGUGACGACGGUCGGGUGGUGGUGGUGGUCGCAUUUGCGGUGGUGGUAGUGGUGAAUCGGUAGCGAGCGCUACAACGAUCGUCGUGUCGUGUUUGCGCGGUUAAAACUGACGACGUGUGAAAAAAGUCGCCCCUAAUGCGGCGAACAACAACGUCGACGCUUCGUAAAAGGCUAGUAUGAGGGUGUACGUGUUGUGCGUAUAUUGGAUGCUGCUUCUGGUGUCGGUAGUGUCCAGUGGAUUCUUGUUUCUCCUGGUGGCUUUGGAAAGUGUGCAUGCCGAAGAGCCCUCUUUCCACCUAGAAAAGAAUGAAACCUAUGAGGUUUACAGCAAUAUCACGCUCAAUUAUGAUAAUCAUGAAAGCUUUGAGUCAUCCGUCAUAUUAAAUACUGACACGCAGGCUGCAGUAACAUUCAAGACUACUCAGAAUGAUCGGUACCGUCAGGAAGAAGCUACUGCAGUUUCAGGUAGUUUUGAAGCGAUCAAUGACGUGCAGGAAAAGAAGGAUGCGGAUGUUUUAGCAGAGAGCCUUAUGCAGCAACCUAAUCUCUCUCAAGGGAUCUCCGAGACUGGCCAGGCGGUGGUGUUGACUCUGGUGGACACCGCAGCGGCGGAGUUGCAGAAUCUGGUCGAGCCGAAGACUGACCGCGAUUUUUCUUCGGGGUCAUCCAUCAAGAAUACUUCCUUGUUAAGCGACAAUCAGACCAGGCAGUCCGAACAUCCGAGUACGUCGACGAUACAAAUUUCCUCGCCACCAAUCGUCGACGAGAGGACGGAUCGACUAAACGACACCGAUUUCUCCGAAAAUGAAAAGGAAGCGCUUCUGCUGAAGAAGAUCACCGAGGAGACGCCGGAAGUCGUCGUGAUCGUCCGGGCGGAGCAGAAGGCUAAUACGGACGAAUCGGAGCUGAGAACUGAGGAGGACGUCGACCAAGUAUCUGAAGAGUUGCCCACGAAGAUUGACGAUGUGUUCACUACGGCGCCGGAAUUGAAUGAUACGGCAGCCAGGGAGCAAUUACUCGGUGGUAGCAGAGACGAGAGUGCGGCGGUGAUCCUGGAUGGGCUUGUCACUUCCGGUCCUACAGAUCCGCAUGAGGAUAUACCGUCGUUUAGUGAGUGGGCGCAAAAGCGCCUGGAGGAGGCUGAGAAGAAAAAAACUCAUCCAAACGUCUCCGUGCAGACGCCGGGCGGUCCAGGACGAGGUGUAAGCGGCAUGAAGAUUCGUUCGAAAAAUUACGCUUCGCCCGAUUGUGGAGCCAAGAUCGUGGCGGCCAAUCCUGAAGCGAGCAGCGCAAAGAACGUUCUGGUGUCCACGCGAGACGAAUAUAUGUUGAAUGCCUGCACGUCGCGCGUCUGGUUUGUCGUCGAGCUUUGCGAGGCGAUCCAAGCGAAGAAAAUCGAGCUGGCGAAUUUUGAGCUUUUCAGCUCGUCGCCGAAGGAUUUCUCCGUCUAUGUGAGCGAUCGUUAUCCCACGAAAGACUGGAGCCCAGUCGGCCAAUUCACUGCUAAGGACAUAAAGGAUAUACAGAGCUUUGCUCUGCAUCCUCACUUUUUCGGCAAGUUCAUCAAAAUCGAGCUCCAGUCACAUUACGGAUCGGAACACUUCUGUCCCGUCUCGUUGUUUCGCGCUUACGGCACCAGCGAGUUCGAAGUGCUGGAAACCGAGACGGAGAAUCAGAUCCUGCAAGAGACGAGCGCGGAUAAGGACGACUACGAGGAUAGCGAUGAGGAGGAGUCGUUGGACAGCGAGGGCGAUUCACCGCCGACGAAUCUCUUCGGUAGCGCUCGUGACGCCGUGCUAAGCAUCAUGAAGAAGGCGGCAGAGGUACUGGUGAAGUCGAGUGAUCUCACCGGCAACAACAUUACAAAGAUCCAGCAGAACAUCGACGGCGGCAGCAUUCUGGAAAACUCGUACAUGAGUUGCAUGACGCCCAGAUACACAAUCCUUUGUGGCAACUGUACUGAUCAGAAGUUCGCCAGCGUUUUCCAACUGGUCAGUUGCCGCGACCGCCAGUUGGAUAAUUUGCUGAAGAUCGACUUUGUGAACGAAACACUACGGCGACAGGGAGUGUGUAGUCUGUACGGGGUGGAGAUCGAGUCGCUCUGGAAGAAAGAAGAGGAAAGGCGCGAUGACACAACGCACUUCAAUCUUGUGGAGGAUCUGCAAGCGACUUUUUUAGCCUCUGUUUUUAAACCCGAGUACAUCGUGGCGUUAUGUAACGUUUUGGCGACAAAGGAGCGUAAGGUAGUGAUGAACACUAGCUAUGAAAUACCCGUGAACAGUUCUAAGGAUGCCGUCAAAGAGGAUAUUCUAUCCAUCAAGGAUACCGAUCACAGCAACGAGAUUACCUCUCAUCAGAUUUCCGACACUCUGGAUUCGGAUUCCUCUUCUAAAGAGACUCGACGACACCCGACUCAGGAUAUCAGCGAGGAGGCCAAGAAGAGCGUCAACACGACGUCUAUAGAGACUUCCACCAGUACCGAGAGCUUGGCGUCGCAAAUCAAGCCCACGAAGACGCUCAGCAAGGAAGAUCCGAAGAAGGAAUCGUCCGUACCGAUCCUGGAGCCUAGUAAGGAAUCCAUGGAAGAGACGCAGCAGACGGAAGUAUUAACGACCGUUCCACCGUCUAAUCUGACACCGACCUUGAAGAUCGAGGAACCGCCAAUUCAGGGCACUCCAGUGGAGAUGACGUUGCAAACGGUAAGCAACAUUCCGCCGAUGAAUCUUGAUAAUCAAGAAGUUGACGAAACACUCACGCCCGAUGCAGAGAACACUGAGGCUAGCGCGCAAGUUCAAACUAACAAGUCAGAGAGCGGCGAAUCAGAUGGAAAAGAGAAGAUGAGAGAUUUAGGCGAGCAAGAGGUUCGACUGUCGUCUCAAGAUCAUAUCGCAUUGGAUACGUUGUUUUCUGAUUUGAAAGAUUUGGAGGGCGAUGCGGCUAACAUGCAGAAUGGCGCCUCGAGUUCGUUGUCGAUGACUCUGCCCACAGCAAGCACUGUGCCUCAGAAGGAAUCCGUUUUCCUCCGACUAUCCAACAGAAUUAAGAUUUUAGAGAGAAAUAUGUCACUCAGUGGGCAAUACUUGGAAGAGUUGAGUCGUCGUUACAAGAAGCAGGUAGAGGAGAUGCAACGUUCAUGGGAACGCGCGGUGGCCGCUAUGAACGAGGAAUCUCGGAAAGGUGAAGAACGCGAAGCAAGGAGAGUGGAGGAGAUCGCGGCUUUGAAGGAGGAGAUCGCCGAACUUUCCAAAUCAUUCCAGGCUUUGCUUUACGAUCAGGACAGCUGGCGCAGUCGUUUCUCUACGAUCAUUCAACACGUUUUGCUGAUCUGCUUGGAAAUCAUCAUCAUCAUUCUAAUUAUUUCCUAUUGCCGCAGAGGAGAGGAUUUCGAAGAGGAGGAGACACUUCAGGCGGACACGGAGAAGCAAGAGAACGCGGCGCAUCAGAAGAGCGCAGAGAAUUUUGUUUCUCACAAUGGGACGAAAAAAACGAAAAAACGACGACCGAGCGAGAUUGCUUCUCACAUUAGUGGCACGUAUCACGAACUGAUGGUUGAUGAUCGAACUCAGGAGAUAACGAAGAAAGAGCGCAAGAAGAAACGCAAGAAGGAGACGACCGUCAGUAAUAGAACAGCGAUCAAUAGCGAUGCCAAGCGAGAGGCAAUUCGUUAUAAGAACGUACUGGAUGUGAUCCCGGGUGGCACGACGUUGCCGUCAAGAAGAGCGUCGUCUAUAGAUCCUCCGCGCUCUACGGAAUCGCAGAAUCUCGACAAGAGGCCAGAAUCUGCGCCCGAGACCAGUGUCGGUUGGUUCGAUGGUCAGACGGAGAGGAUCGAACGGAUCGUGCAGCUCGUGCCGGACAGCAAGAAAAUCUUCGGGGCGAAAGCCGAACAAAGUUCCGAACUCGGUUGUCAGGCUGACGAGCUGAGCGAGUCGAAUUCGUCGUCGGCGACUAUGGACAGACCUGGCGAGGUAUCGAUCACGAUCGAACGGAAGGUCGAAGUGUCGAGGAGCAGUUCGUUCAGGAGCGGUAUCCUCAAAGGCGCAAAAUUGAGCUCGCCAUCUUUCAUGAAGACUGCUCUGGGUACGAGGAGCAAGCGGAAACUUUCUUUAAACUCAAGUUCGAAUGACAGAUGCGAGUGGAAUCAGGACUUGCAGCGGUUGAACGACAGAUCUGCCCCGUCCAGCUCCGCGAACCUGAACACGCAGACUGUCGACGGUAACGCUAACGGUAACCCCGCGAACGGUUUGAUCGAGGAAAGUGAUGAGUCGAGGAGUAGUAGCGCUACGCCCACGUCGGGCAAGAAGGAGAAGAGAGGCACCGGUCUGAAGAAAAUGGUGAGGAAGUUCUUCUGAUUGAAAUAGACCCGUAGACAAGGUACAGACUGGGCUGGCGCGUCGGUCUUAGUAACAAUCUGCAUAAUGAAUUAAAGCAAUCGGUCCGAGCGAGGAAAUGUACGGAUAUCCGUGCAGAAUACUGAAAGCGAAUGAAUGAGGCGUCGAAAAAAAAACUCGCGACAUACGAAUAAUUUCGUUCAAGCAAUGAUUUUUAGUUCACUAUUAAUUAAUAGCCAUCAAUAUUGAUAGCACGAAUUAAUAAGCGAGAAUUAUUGUUAGAGUCGAUAAAAGUUUAAUCCUUGCUAAAAUUAAUUACUACAUUAAAAAAUUCAUUGUAACUUUUAGGAGUACUUGAAGUGGUUUACUGUUUAAUUUGUAGAUGAAGAAUCGUAAAUCAAGGAAAAUUAUUUGAGUGGUCGCUUAAGCCGAAAAGUUUUUUCACCGCACUCGUUAUACAGUUGAUGACUUUUUCUCUUCUUUCUAGUGGUCCGUUUCGGUAUCUUGAGAACAGCAUGCUAAAUGCAGAGAAAUUAGAACAUAGAAGUAUUCUACGGAAAUUUGAUGUGGUCGUUCGCAUUGAGCGUGAAGAUUGUGACCGGCGCGCAAGAUUACCUCACCGUUACGUGAGAUGAGUAAAAUAGUUUUUAAGGAUAGAAUUAAUUUACGCGUUUGUGAUGGAUCUUGAUCGACACAGCGACAAGUGACUGCAAUGAUCUAGUAAACGUUCCUGCGUUUUCGUUAGAUUAUCCAGAUUUAAUUUAAUAUUUAUCCAUCAGUUUAUACAUCGCCAAAGAGAGAGAGGGGGUGUGAGUAGUGAGUAAAAUGUUAUGAAGGUGAAAUUUCUUAAGACAAUUUACAAGAUCUACGAAAAUCUUUUGAUUUCCACCGAUGUCGUGGCUGGCAUUCGAUUCGUUGGCUGUUUUUCGCGUGCCUCUGUCAUAUAUCGCAUAAUCAUAAUCAUAAUGCAAAGAAGGGACUUUUAGUUAACUAAGAUAACUUAAUCCAUUUUAAUUACGUUAAAUUAGUUGAUCGCAGGAAGUGACGAAAAAUUGUGGAAAUCUAAUCAAGUAUUCUGAUUUCUUGCACACGAAGAAUUAUUUUGAGAAGGAUCAGAGACUCUCUCGCAUCCACAUCCACAACUGAAAUUUCGAAUUCUCAAAGCGCCGGCAUGGUACUUUAUGUAGCACGUCAUAUACUUAAGCACACUUCGUGUGUAUGUGCUUGUUGCUCGGUUUGAUUUUAAAUUUUGAUUUAUAGGAUUUCCCUCUUUUAUGCUUGUGUGUCGGCUCUACGAGCCUUUUUAUCUUUAUCGAAAGAUCUAAGUCAACAUCCGUGAGCGGAAUCGCACGUUAUGCUGCAAGAAUUAGAUAAAUCCGAGUCACAUUUCUCUGACGAGUCAUUUGUUAUUUAACGCAAUUUCGUUUUUCCUGAUAGUCUAUCGUUCUGGUCUUCCGACAAUGUUCACAAGAAUGGCUGUUCAAAUAUUCAAUAGAAAAUCAUGUAGAUGCGCGCGCGUACAUAGGAAUUUUGAUAUCGUUAGCGUUCGCAGUUAUUCAUCCCCUUUCCCCGUUAUCUCGUUUUCUGUUCGAUCGUUUUUAGUGUUCAAACGAAUUUAGUGCUAAAUGUAGCCAUAUCAUUUUUAAUAUGUGAUAGCACACGCAAAUACAAUUCUGUCGUUUAGUGAAAAAACGAUCUAUUUUAAACGACCAUAUUUAGCGCUAAAUGUGAAAUGUAUCGCGCACAGUCGUGUCUUUUUUUUGCCACUAUUUUAUUUUACUUAACACCCGCCGUGAAGAUAUUCCGCAGAUUCACAACGAUUGUGCCAGCAUUUUGUAUUUGAUAAAGAAUUGCGCUGUGAUAAAAUCCUCCUGAGAAUCAUGCGACGGUCUACAGUAUCGCAAAUGAGGAAGAAGAGCUAAGAAAUAUAAAGUUGAUGUAAAGUGAAAAGUUGGAGGAUGCGAAUGUUAUCUGGAAUAACUUAAACUCUAAUCGAAAACGUGUCCUAUUACUUAACGUGCAUUUAAAGAUUACAGAUAAAUAAUCGUAAUUGAUAUUAAGAGUGUAUAUAUGUUUUGAGCUCGUGCUCGAGCUUUUUCUCGAGCUUUUAGCAGAUACAUUUUUUUUAGCUAUAAAUUAUUGUUAUAUGAGUACAUACAUUAUUAAUUUUCACCGAUUAUUUAUAUGCAGUAGAAUAAGGACCCAUAUUUCAUUAGGAUUUCUAUUAUCGAAUGGAAUAAUUAUUGUCAUUGUAUUAAUCGCAGGCUUCGAUGGAAUAAUGGAUGAUUUAUUUAUAAUUAUUUAUAAUUAACACAUUCCUUGCCGCAUGAGUCGUAUGCCCCAUGCCUCACGUUGUCGAAUCGAAUAGUUUUGUUUACGAUAUAAUAUUUAUAUGAUUGCAUAUUUAUGUUAUCAAGAAAAAUACGUAUAACUAUUAAAGUGCAAAGAGGACAAAAAUUUUUAUUGUAACAACUUUUAUAAAAUGCCUGUGUGGAGAAAAAGGAAAGUCAUCGAGAAAUGCGGCUCGGCACGGAACGUGUUAAUGAAAAUGCGAAGCUCGUUUGCCGAAAUGCGUACGGCUGCUUUUAGCAGUAACACAUUUCAUUUUUAAUAUGAAGAUGCGCGUUUCACUAUUUAAUAUUUGCAACGAGGUAUAUUGUAUAUGUAUAGAUUGUUCCACCGAGAAGUUAAAUAUGUUCGAAAGAUCUACUGUAAGCUUUAAUAGUCACCUAAUUUGUAAAAUUAAAUUCAUAAUAUAAAAUAACAAAGUGCGUGCCACACGAUGUAAGAAUGUUAUAUCAUUUGUUUGCAUUAUAAUUAAUUCAUUCUUCGUGUACGAUAUUUUAUCCUACAUUCGUAUUAUUUAUUAAUCUAUUAGUAGAAUCAUUUUAGACUGUUCAAGUUUAUUUAUAAUGUAUUUAUAUAUAAAAGUUUUAAUAGUAUAAUACGAAUGAAGGAUUGUUAUUUAUAAUUCUAUAAUGUCGAUUAUUCGAAUUAACAGUUUCAAGGGACUAGGAAAAUGGAGCUGCGCUACUUUCAUGAAAUAAAAUCUUAUGCUAGUCUUUAAUUGCGAGAUCUGUCAUUUUCCUACAAAAAAGUAAAUGAAUAACUACUUCUCAGUUUUUCUCUAAAUUCUUUAGAAAGCUUUAUUCUUGUAAUCGGAUUUCCCGUUUUCCUCUCAAUUCUUUAGACUUAAUUAUUUUAUUUUAAAUUUCUUUAUUCUAAAGAAUCUAGAAAAAAACGGGAAAUGCAAUUAUACCAUAAUUGUAAACUGUUAUUUAUGGGAAAUCAUGUGUACAGUCUUCAUAUAUUAAGUAAUAUUAUUAAAUAACAGAUAUUCAGCUACCCACGUCGAAAUUCCAUCUGCAGUAUAUAUUGACGCUAUUCAGCAUGAAAUCCAUAUGCAACGUUUUUUUACUUAUAUACCUACGAAUAUUUAUUUGUUAUAAAUACGUUCCUUUUUGAGAUAAAUUUAUGAUUUAUAGAAGCGAAAAAUCGCGCGAGAGUAUCGAAUGAUUGUUGUUAUUUGUACAUUGUAGAAAAAGUGUGCAAAGACUGCAAAAAGUGUGUAUGUGGGAGUGCACAUAUUGAAAGAUAGUAGAUAUACAUACAUAUAAGAUCGUUUGCGCCUACUGUUGAGUGUUUAGUCAAUUUUCGUAAUGAUUGUUACACUCAUGCAUCUGAAUACGAUCAUCGCUUGUAAUUAAACUGUACGUCUGUAUAUACAAGAAUAAUGCACGUUGUGUAUAAUGUAUAUCACUGCGAAAGAAUAAAGUUGCCAAAAGACUUGUCCUAAUG